Megachile rotundata (alfalfa leafcutting bee) is the source of this 3375-nucleotide messenger RNA. RefSeq names its product irregular chiasm C-roughest protein. Gene Ontology annotation, molecular function: cell adhesion molecule binding. Lineage: Eukaryota; Metazoa; Arthropoda; Insecta; Hymenoptera; Megachilidae. Gene Ontology annotation, biological process: cell-cell adhesion. The record is from RefSeq and is a predicted model, not a curated record. Gene Ontology annotation, cellular component: plasma membrane; cell-cell junction.
UAUCUGUCCGUCCGUCCGUUCUCCGAGCGCAACCCCGACACGUAUCCUCUGUGCUCGAUCCGAACCCCUGGAAAACACGCGAGUGUGUGCGACGUAACGCUACGCGAAUGCCGUGAUGCUGCACGGUGACGGACAACGAUCGUCGGGGCAGCUCGACACCGUCUCGGUCGCAUCCUCCUGACAGUAUGAGCCUCGUGCAUCGUCCUCGCCGAUAAGAUAGUGGUGGUCCGCUCUAAGGACGAUGUCGUCGCAGUGAGGAAGAUCGCAACUUUCGACCCCGCGAAUGGAUCGGGAUUACGUCCGUUACGCGACCAAGUGGCACUCGGUGAGACGCGAACAGUGUGUCCGCGACCUGAAGAGUGUGUGAUAUAUAAUAUAAUAUAAUAUAUAUAUACAACGUACAUCGCGUGUGAGUCGUGGUACUCUGCAACACGUGUGACAGUUUCGAGAAAGAGGGAGAUCCACUGGGGAGGUUUGUCAACGAAGACGGUGUUCCUGGACGUGACCGUGUUCCGCAUUUUGCCCGCGGAUAUCCUCGUGAUCGGGAUUGUCUCGUGACUCGCUCACGCAGAUUGUGCCUCUUCGAGCAAUGUUGUUCUAGUGCGUUAGAUUUGCAGUGACGAUGGUCGGAUUCUACGCCGCGGACACCAUGGAUUUCUCUACUACGGUCGCGGUGUCGCGACGCUCUUUUGCCAAGGAUACGGAAGAUCGCGCGAGCAGUGGAUCGAGACAUCGAACGACGAACAGCAGGAGAACAAGGGGUACACGAUCGACGACGCCGUUUAUAAUCUGGCUGUCGUUGCUACUGACAUUGGGAACCAGGACAACGUCGUCGGCGGCGAACAUGACGAACGUGUCACCAUUCGCAUCCACUGUGAAACCAAUCACGACUACCGAAGUAGUUUAUCAGCGAUUCGCGAUCGAGCCGAUGGAUCAAACGGCGGUGAUUGGCAGCCGAGUGACGCUUCCUUGCCGGGUCCUUGACCAGAAGGGACCUAUUCAAUGGACAAAGGACGACUUCGGUCUGGGUGCAGUGAGGAACCUCACAGGAUACGAGCGUUACGCCAUGAUCGGCAGCGACGAGGAGGGUGAUUUCUCGUUGCACAUCUACCCAGUGGAGCUGGAGGAUGACGGCACUUACCAAUGUCAGGCGUCGCCUACGAACGACGGGCAACCGGCAUUGCGCUCGAGAUUCGCCAAGUUGAGCGUCCUGGUUCCUCCUCAGAAACCGAAGAUCCUUCAAGGCGACUUCCUUAUCACGACCGAGGACCGAGAAUUGGUGAUCGAGUGCGUCAGCGUGGCUGGCAAGCCGCCUGCGGAGAUCACGUGGAUCGACGGACUGGGGAACGUACUGCACAGAGGCAUUAAAACGACCAAGGAACUGUUCGACGACGGGCCUCUGUACACCGUGAAAUCCGUUCUGAGGGUGAUGCCUCGCAAGGAUCACGACAACACGACGUUCACGUGCCAAAGUCAGAACGCGGCCGACCGCACGCCGCAGAACGCGAAGCUACGCGUCGAGGUCCGUUACGCGCCGAAGGUCUCUUUGAGGAUCCGCUCGGGCCUGGGCAAGAAUGGACGUAUCGUCGAGGGCAGCGAGCUCCGCUUCAAAUGUCGUGCCGAGGCCAAUCCACCGAAUGUCGAGUACAGGUGGUUCAUCAACGAGAAGAAGGUGAUCGGCGACUACACGACGGAGAUGAUCAUCCACAACGCGACCCGCGAUCUUCACGACGCGAUCGUAAAGUGCGAGGUCCACAACGACGUCGGCAAGAGCGAGGAAACCGAGACCCUGGACAUCACGUACGGGCCGCAGUUCCGACACCCACCAGUCUCCGUGGAGACGCAAUACGGCGCCACAGAAAUUUUGCAAUGCGACGUCGACGGGAACCCGACCCCUGAGAUACACUGGUUCCACGAAGACUCCGAUCGACAAGUCGCCACCACGCCUAACAUAAGCGUGGUUGUGAAUCACGAAACUGCCGGAAAGUAUAGGUGUACUGCUAAUGUGCCUGGUUUUCCGGAUCUGACGGGGUACGCCAACAUCUACAUACGGGCGCCACCUAGCAUCGUGUCGCAGAGGGUGCAGUACGUUCCUGAUGAGGAAGUUGUCAAGGUGAAGUGUAUCGCGAUAUCUGUGCCAAAAGCGGACUCGGUGGUAUGGAGCUUCGCCGGUCGCGAGCUCAAUUUCUCCUCGAACAAUACGCCGUUCUACGUGCAGGAGGAAUACACCGGCGAGAGGGUCGUCAGCACUGUUACGCUGCUCGAUCCCAUAUCCACGUACUUCGGGGAUUACAACUGCACGGUCACGAAUAGCUUCGGCACGGAUUCCGUCAUAAUCAAGCUGACGGCACACACGUUGAUUCCAGUCGAUUGGCAACUGAUUUUGAUCAUCGGCGGACUGGUCAUCUGCGUGAUCCUGAUUGGCGUGAUCGUUAUACUCAUUCUGCAAUGCCGCGACCGCAUCAAACAGCCACGGCCCAGGACAGCCCAGACCCAGGAGACUGAUAUGCAAGAAACAGAUUCGAACGCGGAUCGAUAUCGAGAGAGCGAUAGAAGCAGCAACCUCUCCGAUGUCAAAGCGGAUAUACGAGCGGGUUCGAGUGUCAGCAACGCAGAAAGCGUGACAGCACUUGACAGCGAGGGCGAAGGAAGCACGAGAGGUGUCAAUGCUUUGGCGCUGGCCGGCCCUGUUCCGAAUCCUCUGGGUUAUCGUUACAGCGCCGAUUACACGGAACCUUCGUUCCCGCCGAAGAACAACGAUGGCAGUAACAACAACGGUUACGUGCCAUACGUGGACUACACACGCGACUACAUGCCACCCACGACGCAAGGGGUGGGUGCGUCGCGAGAAUCUUUAAGCAGGAUACCAUCGGGUGGUAUCCUGGCGUCAAAGAAGAUCGGUUUGAGUUCCGCGAAUUUGGGCACACCGAGCCCGCAAACGACCCCCGCGAUCGACCCUCGUUUCUCCGCAACGUAUGGAAAUCCCUACCUCAGAAUGUCAGCGGCGGAACAACUGAGACACGCGCCGCACACGGCGGUGCCGGGAGUAACACCAGCACCACCACCCUACACGCAAGCAAUGAGAAUGAAUAGCUUGAAUACCUUGAACGGAGCUGGACCGCAGGCUCCACUAUCGGCGCACUACAUCACAGGCGGUCCAAACGGCGGCGUCGCGACGGUGAAGCGCACUUCGGCGGUCGGGACGUUAGCGACGCAUGUAUGAGGCCAGGGGGUCUAUCCGAACUAGAACCGUCGACGUUCGGGCCUAACUAUCACCGCCUUCGAGCAUCGUGGAGCUAUCGAGGAAGCUAGCUCGCGUUGGAAGUCGCACGAAAGCUUGAUCGCGGAUCGCCUGGCCAGGAGCUGUCGUUACCA